Molecule: messenger RNA, 1671 nt
Organism: Andrographis paniculata
Lineage: Eukaryota; Viridiplantae; Streptophyta; Magnoliopsida; Lamiales; Acanthaceae
Exons: 12
Coding region: 1-1671 (556 amino acids)
Biological process (GO): regulation of DNA-templated transcription
Cellular component (GO): nucleus
Source: RefSeq, a predicted model, not a curated record
AUGGCGACCUCAAUGGCGGCCGGAGAGGGCAGUGUUGUUCCACAGCCUAGGCAGCGGAACACCACGCCCGGAGUUAAGAAGGUGGGGAGUCGGAUUUAUGAUUCCGUCAAUGGGAAGACUUGCCAUCAGUGUCGGCAAAAGACCCUGGAUCUUGUGGUAGCAUGCAAGUUUCAGAGGAUGAACAAACCAUGCCCGAUUAUGUACUGUCACAAGUGUCUCUGGAACAGAUACGGCGAGAGGGCUGAGGAAGUAGCGGGUUUGGGGCAGUGGACUUGCCCCAAAUGCAGGGGCAUUUGCAACUGCAGCGUCUGCAUGAAAAAAAGGAAUGAAGAUCCCACUGGUAUUGCCACAAAGAAAGCAAAAGCUAGGGGAUUUUCCUCAGUCGCCGAAAUGCUAUAUAAAACGACGCCCCAAGAGAGAGCUGCUGAAAAGGCCCACUUGUCCAGAGAGCCAGAAAAGGGUUCUACCUCUGGUGAAAAGAAGCCAAAUGAGCUUAAAGCUCAUCAAAAAAGAAAACAAGAUUGUUCUACAAAACAUGAGCCUGAAGGGAAUGGUUCAUGUGACAGCUCAAACGCUGAUGAGCAGAAACCAAGGGAGAGACCAGUGAAUGAGGAUAUUCUUGCUGGCAUUCCCUUGCCAGAGGGAGAAAGGGUGAGACAUGUGGGCGGAGUUGAUUUACCGGCAGAAGAUGUCGGUAAUGCCUUACAGUUUAUGGAAUUUUGUGCUACUUUUGGGGAGGUCUUUGAUACUAAAAAGGAGCAAGCAAAACUUAUACUUCAAGACAUUUAUAAUGUGAGAACUGGAUGCAAAGGAGAAGUUUCUAUGAAUGUCAAAUUUCAUAUUAACCUCCUCUCUCAUUUACUGGAGCAUCAGGGGGAAGAAUCUGUGGAACUCAGCACAUCAGAUAUGGAGAAAUCAUGGUUUGAUGUGCUCAAGAAAUGCUUGUCUCCGUCCCAAAGUGUUCUUAAAGCACAGGGAGUUGAUUCUCUGGAGAGCACAGAUAAUUAUGACACUUUCACUGCUUCGCAAAAGCUUAGGCUUUUAAACAUUCUCUGCGAUGAAGCCCUUGCAACUGAAAAAAUGAGGAGCUGGAUGGAAGAAGAUAAUGCAAAACUUGGCAGCAAGGUCAAGGAAGCUAGACAAAAAAUUAAUGCGGCAAUGGAUAAGGAGAAGCAGCUGAAGCGGAAAAUGAAAGAUGAUAUUGCCCAAGCAAUUUCUGACAAAGAGGGUGCCCCUCUUUCAAUUUCGGAGCAUGAAGCCAUUGUUUCUGUUACCAAAUGUGAGAUGGAGCAGGCUCGGGCUGAGGUCCUCGAGUCAAAGGCCAUGCUUCCAAAAAAAGCGAAGAUUUCCGAUGCUGUAAGAACAGAGCCAAUACUGGUUGGCACCGGUGGCCAUGUGUACUGGAAACUGAACUUUUUGCGGGAUUCGGAAGUUCUGCAUCAAAAUAUUGGACAUGGGGAUUCCCUUACCUUGGACGAGAAAUGGUUCACCAUUAAUGAUGAAGGGAAAGAAGUCGUUGAAAAGCACAUUGCUUAUGCAAGCAGCAUCAAGCGAAAAAGGCCAAGGAGGAAUCUGAAGAGGAAUGAUGCUAAUAGUUCAGUUCCAGUCGAAGCAUCUAACUCAGCUCCAUCUGAAGCAGAUGCAGAUGCAGAUGCAAUGGAAGUCCAAUGA